Oreochromis niloticus (Nile tilapia) is the source of this 2254-nucleotide messenger RNA. RefSeq names its product isovaleryl-CoA dehydrogenase (gene ivd). The record is from RefSeq and is a predicted model, not a curated record. The transcript is spliced from 12 exons. Gene Ontology annotation, cellular component: mitochondrion. Lineage: Eukaryota; Metazoa; Chordata; Actinopteri; Cichliformes; Cichlidae. Gene Ontology annotation, molecular function: flavin adenine dinucleotide binding; 3-methylbutanoyl-CoA dehydrogenase activity. Gene Ontology annotation, biological process: L-leucine catabolic process. The coding region runs from base 161 to 1414 and encodes 417 amino acids.
CAGGGAAGAAGAAAGACAGCGUGGACUACAUUUGUAGGACUAGGAAAUAUUGGCGGAGUGAGACCUCUUCCGUUUUAUCUGCUACAAGACAGCCAGCCAGGUGACCUCAGACAUUCAUCCGUGGUCUAAACUUCAUCCCUGUUAUUCUGCAACUAGCACCAUGUUUGCUGUCAGAAACGCACUUCGCCUCAGCUCCAGGUUAUCCAUCCCUGCGGUGACAAGAAGAGGCUGUGCCGGAGCUGCCAUCCCCGUGGACGACGUAGUGAACGGACUCACAGACGAGCAGAUACAGCUGAGGCAAACAGUUCGCAAAUUCUUUGUAGAAAAACUUGCACCUCAUGCCGACGAGAUCGAUAAGAAGAACGAGUUCCCAGGAAUGCGGGGUUUUUGGAAAGAAAUGGGGACGAUGGGACUUCUUGGCAUCACUGCUCCAGUGGAAUGUGGAGGCACAGGAUUGGGCUACCUAGAUCACAUAAUUGUGAUGGAGGAGCUGUCACGAGUGUCAGCAGCCGUCGCUCUCAGUUAUGGCGCCCACUCUAACCUUUGUGUUAACCAGCUGGUACGCCACGCCAAUGAAAAGCAGAAGGAGAAGUAUAUGACCAAGUUACUGACAGGAGAACAUGUUGGAGCCCUGGCAAUGAGUGAGCCCAAUGCUGGCUCUGAUGUUGUGUCAAUGAAACUCAGAGCAAAGAAAGAAGGAGACUAUUACGUUCUGAAUGGAAACAAGUUCUGGAUCACGAAUGGCCCAGAUGCCGAUGUGCUUAUUGUGUAUGCCAAAACGGAUCCCGAGGCCUAUCAAAAAGGCAUCACAGCUUUCAUUGUCGAAAAGGGAACGCCUGGAUUCUCGACUGCACAGAAGCUCGACAAACUCGGCAUGAGAGGAUCAAACACCUGUGAGCUCAUCUUUGAAGACUGCAAAAUCCCAGCGGAGAACAUCCUGGGUCCAUUAAACAAAGGCGUGUAUGUGAUGAUGAGCGGCUUAGAUCUGGAGCGACUGGUACUUGCAUCUGGACCUAUAGGCAUCAUGCAGGCAGUUCUGGAUGCAGCUAUUCCCUAUCUGCAUGUCCGAGAGGCUUUCGGACAGAAGAUCGGACACUUUCAGCUGAUGCAAGGGAAGAUGGCUGACAUGUACACCAGGCUGAGCGCCUGUCGGCAGUAUUUGUACAGUGUUGCACGUGCUUGUGACAAAGGACACUUCAGCGCAAAGGAUUGUGCUGGAGUGAUCCUGUAUUGUGCUGAGAAUGCCACUCAGGUUGCUUUGGAUGGGAUUCAAUGUUUGGGUGGCAAUGGCUACAUCAAUGACUACCCACUGGGGCGAUUUCUGCGUGAUGCAAAGCUUUAUGAAAUUGGUGCCGGGACAAGUGAAGUUCGCAGACUCAUCAUUGGACGAGCCUUCAACUCCUUGUUCAAAUAAAGCUGAGAGGGUGAUCACUAAAAGACUGUGAGUGGUUUGCUGUGGAUGAACAAAGUUAUUCACACACAAGGCCUUACUGUACAAACUGUACAAAAGAACUUGUCACCAAGGAUUUUGAUUAGUUUCAGUCAAAACAGAUCAUUAUGAAAUUGUGAUAUUAGAACUUGACAUAAUGCAAAGCAAUUUAACUACAUUAAGUGGCCUUGAUGUGACUUUUUUUAGCUACAGUACGAAAAUGUUCGUAUUCUCCAACCAGGUAGCAAGAAGUUGCUGUGAAAUCUGUUGAUAAAGGCCCAAUCAUUUUGGUGAUUGGUCACUGAAAUGUGUAUUCCUUGCGUGGUUGCUGGAGGUUACUGGCAGUCGCUGGCUUAAAUUGGUCACAGAGAGGUAUACACUAAAAACCCUUCAGCUAACAUGUUUCAAAUUGUGCGACUUUUACACUCACUGGCUGCACUGAAGAACCGUGUAUCAUAUAGGGGCUCAGUGUUACCUCACUUAUUAUCACUACAGUUUAAAAAACAAGUCUGAUGACGUUGCUGCCAUCAUUGUCUGAAUUUUCUUGAUUUGUAAGUGUGAAAUCUAACUGUAGUUCAGAUCUUCAGAAACGUCAUGAUUUCAAAGCAAACUGAAAUAUGUGAAAAGGGCAAAUGUCUGUGAGCGCUCUGCUAGCAUUAGAAUCCAUAUUUGUUUGUUUUGGGAGCCGAUGUCACUGUUUGUAUACAAUAAAAAUCAGUCUGUAGAAAUCUCUCAGAUUUGUCUUCCUUUCUGCAAAGAAUUAUGUAGUUGUACAUUGUGAACAUGUAUGAAAUGAAAUCUUAUAAAAUAAAAAUUGUAAUUUUC